AUGGCCGACGUCAAAACUUUGGAGCAUUCGACGCUGAAAGUCCCUUAUGAACUGUUGAAUAAACAGUUCCGAGCGUCACAAAAAAUAAUCGAUCGUGAGAUCUCCAAGUUCAGCAGUGCCGCGGCAGAUUUGGAGAAGAAAAUCGAGAACUCGGCUCAUCUGACUGUCAGUGAUGUCACAUGUGCAUUGUCAAGUAUGGUGGAUAACUUGUCAGUGCUGAAACGAAAGGCUGAAGAAAGCAUCCAGGAAGAACUGGGAGUGACUCAUGUGAUCAAACGUAGGCUAGAACAUCUCCAGGAGAGGGAGAUGGGAGAUGGCCAGGAUGGAAUGCCACCAAAGCUCUGGCAGAAAAACAGACUGGACAGAAUGUUGGUGGAGUACUUCCUGAGAGCCGGCUACUACAAUUCAGCUUUGAAACUGGCCAGACAUUCAAACAUUGAGGAUUUGACCAACAUAGACCUGUUUAUGACCUCCAAAGAAAUAGAGGAUGCACUCGCCAAAUCUGACACCAAGCCGUGCAUCAGCUGGUGCACAGACAACCGGUCCAAGCUGCGCAAAAUGAAGAGCACCCUAGAGUUUAAUAUUAGAAAGCAAGAAUUUGUGGAAUUGAUUCGAGAAAACCGACGCAUUGAUGCUGUCAAAUUCGCCCGUAAGCAUUUCUCCUCGGUGGAACCAUCACAAAUAGGAGACAUCCAGAGACUGAUGGGAAUGUUAGCAUUUAACAGCAACAAUCCUGACAACCCAUAUUCUGAACUGUUGUCUGCUGAAAGCUGGAAUAAAUUAAUUCUUCAGUUCCGUCAAGAAAAUUUCAAGCUCCAUCAGUUGAACAGCACCUCCGUGUUCACAGCCACAUUACAAGCUGGCCUCUCAGCUCUAAAAACUCUUCACUGUUACAAGGAUGACACAAAUGUCCGUAAUCCAGACUGUCCCGUGUGUAGCACGCACAUGAAUGAACUGGCUCAACCCUUGCCGUUUGCUCACUGUGCUAAUUCAAAGUUGGUCUGUAGUAUCACAGGCUACGCUCUCAAUGAGCACAACCCCCCAAUGAUGUUGCCGAACGGUCGGAUUUAUGGUUUGAAGGCUUUGGAGACAAUGGCUGAUAUUGAUGGUAAAGUUGUGUGUCCUCGGACUCAAGAAGUCUUUCAUGUUGCGGAUUUGGAGAAAGUAUUCGUUAUGUGA
Messenger RNA from Candidula unifasciata, 1179 nucleotides. The record is from the annotation of a GenBank genome assembly. NCBI's taxonomy places the organism in Eukaryota, Metazoa, Mollusca, Gastropoda, Stylommatophora, Geomitridae.